GCAAGGAAAGCAUUAUAAAGUUCAAAGAAGAAGUUAAAAAUGGUAAAAGAGCAGAUUUAACAAAAACAGAGAAAUCGGAAGGGUGGGACAAAUUAGUUCAUAUCAAACAGGCAAAAAUUGUUCGGUCUAAAGAUCGAAUUGAUUCUACAAUGCAAAAAUUGCGAUCGAAAGGUUAUGGAUUUCUUGAAUACACACAACAUUCACAUGCAUUAGCAGCAUUGAGAUAUCUUAACAAUAACCCAGAUAUAUUUGGUGAAAAGAGGAGGUUUAUUGUAGAAUUUGCAAUUGAGAACAAUAUUAUUCUUAAAAAACGGACUGGGUUAUCAAGGGAUGAAAGUAAUAAUAAUUUGAAGAGAAAGGUGGAGAUGAUUAAAUCUGAGGAUCAAACUAAAAAGAAAGUAAAAACUUUUCAUAAAAGGUCGCCAAAGUCCAGAGUUAAUAAAAAAACAACAUAUAACAGGCGCAAAUAA
Molecule: messenger RNA, 470 nt
Organism: Dentiscutata erythropus
Lineage: Eukaryota; Fungi; Glomeromycota; Glomeromycetes; Diversisporales; Gigasporaceae
Source: the annotation of a GenBank genome assembly